GAGGGAGAUCUGGAAAAACCCAGCCUUUAGUCCUAAAUUCGCUAAAACACAGAGUGAGGGAACAUACGUGGCAGACAUUAUUGUUCCUGUUAUUCGAGCUACAUUAAAAGAUUUGCCAAUCGGAAAAUCCGCAUAUAUUAGCACGGCGGAACGUCAAAGCGUGGCUAGCAAAGACAGAAGAGGAGGGAAAGGAAAGCGCCCAGACAUUAU
Molecule: messenger RNA, 210 nt
Organism: Funneliformis mosseae
Lineage: Eukaryota; Fungi; Glomeromycota; Glomeromycetes; Glomerales; Glomeraceae
Source: the annotation of a GenBank genome assembly